Heterocephalus glaber (naked mole-rat) is the source of this 5564-nucleotide messenger RNA. RefSeq names its product KAT8 regulatory NSL complex subunit 3 (gene Kansl3). NCBI's taxonomy places the organism in Eukaryota, Metazoa, Chordata, Mammalia, Rodentia, Bathyergidae. Gene Ontology annotation, biological process: positive regulation of transcription by RNA polymerase II. Gene Ontology annotation, cellular component: NSL complex. The record is from RefSeq and is a predicted model, not a curated record.
GACGCCCGGGCGGCUCCUCCUUGUCGCGAACUCUGGGCGACCUGGGAUGCGCGGCCCUCCAGGCCCUGGGGCGGGGAAAUGGGAUCCGAAGCCCUGCCUCCUGCGAGGGCCGUUUUGAGGUCCAGGGCUGGAACCCGCGGGGUGCCUGGAGUGCCCGGCGGCUUUCGUGGUCUCCCUCCGGGUUGAGGGAGAAGGGACUUUCAGGGGUGUCGUCCUGAUACAGGCCUUGUAGGGGAAGCUCUCGUUUUUGUAUUUUCAAAACUUCACAGUGUCGUGAAGUGGUUGCAAAACUUCUGUUGACCCUAGCACCAGAGAGGGGAGGGAGCCUUUGAUGUAAUUAGCUUCCUGCAGCCCGCCUUGCCCUGGUCUUAUGGGGUUGCCUACAGGCGGGCCCCACUCUGUUCACAUUCUCUUUAGACAAUGGAAACGAGAUCCUGAGCCUUGAGGAUUCAUACUUGUGAUUUCUAUUGUUUGCCCAAACCCACCCCAACCCUGUAGGUAAUGGUACUAGCUCUCAGCUUUGGUGUCUGUCCAGGUGAGAUCUUUGCCAACUGUGGAGUCCUUCAACUCUCCAGUUAGCACAUUUUGUAGAGAUGAAAAGGAACUGUAAGCAUCGUUGCCUGUGUGAUGGUGGUGGUGUAUCUCAAGAGCCCUCCCUGCCUGGGCAGAGGUGAUUAGCAUGCAGAUCCUCAUGCUCUGACCUGCUGCCCCUCCAUUGACAUGGCCCACCGGGGUGGGGAAAGGGACUUCCAGACUUCAGCUCGGCGCAUGGGCACCUCCCUGCUCUUCCAGCUGUCAGUGCAUGAACGGGAGCUGGACCUGGUUUUUCUGGAUCAUAGCUAUGCCAAGCCAUGGAGCGCCCAUCCAGAUGCCAGUAGCGCCCGCCCCACCCGCAUGCUCUUUGUUACUCCCCGUCGGCAGCAAGAGAAUACCAUUGAAUCAGAUGUCCCAAUAGAUGUGGAGACCGUCACAUCAACUCCUGUACCACUCUAUGACAAUCAGAAGGCACGCAGUGUGAUGAACGAGUGUGAACGGCAUGUCAUCUUUGCCAGGACUGAUGCGGAUGCCCCGCCUCCGCCAGAGGACUGGGAAGAGCAUGUCAACAGGACUGGCUGGACAAUGGCCCAGAACAAGCUAUUCAACAAGAUCCUCAAAGCCCUGCAGUCUGACCGGCUUGCCCGCUUGGCCAAUGAAGGGGCUUGUAAUGAGCCAGUGCUGCGUCGUGUUGCCGUGGACAAGUGUGCAAGGAGGGUGCGGCAGGCGCUGGCAAGUGUGAGCUGGGACACCAAGCUGACCCAGUGGCUGCACACCACCCUCGUGGAGACCCUGAGUCUGCCCAUGCUGGCUGCCUACCUGGAUGCUCUGCAGACGCUGAAAGGGAAGAUCCCGACCUUGAUUGACCGGAUGCUCGUGUCCUCCAACACAAAGACUGGGGCUGCAGGUGCAGAGGCCUUGUCUCUCCUCCUAAAGAGGCCGUGGGACCCUGCUGUGGGUGUCCUUUCUCAUAACAAACCAAGCAAACUCCCGGGCUCCCCUCUGAUUCUCAUCGCCUCCUCAGGCCCCUCCAGCUCUGUGUUUCCCACCUCACGCCGCCACCGCUUCUGGCAGUCUCAGCUCUCCUGCUUAGGCAAGGUCAUCCCUGUGGCCACCCAUCUGCUGAACAGCGGCAUCGGGGUGGGUGUUCUGCAAUGUCUGGAGCACAUGAUCGGGGCAGUGAGGAGCAAAGUGCUGGAGAUUCACAGCCACUUCCCACACAAACCCGUUAUCUUGAUUGGCUGGAACACAGGAGCUUUGGUGGCCUGUCAUGUAUCGGUGAUGGACUAUGUCACGGCUGUCGUCUGCCUUGGGUUUCCUCUCCUUACAGUGGAUGGCCCUCGAGGGGAUGUGGAUGAUCCCCUCUUGGACAUGAAGACUCCAGUCCUCUUUGUCAUUGGUCAGAACUCCCUGCAGUGUCAUCCUGAAGCCAUGGAGGACUUCCGGGAAAAGCUUCGAGCAGAGAACAGCUUGGUGGUAGUUGGGGGAGCCGACGAUAACCUCAGAAUAAGCAAAGCAAAAAAGAAAUCAGAAGGGUUAACUCAAAGCAUGGUGGACAGAUGUAUUCAGGACGAAAUUGUGGACUUCCUGACUGGAGUGCUCACUCGAACCGAAGGCCACGUGGGUUCGGAUCCUCGGGACCAGGAUGCUGAAAAGAAGAAGAAGCCCCGUGAUGUAUCCCGAAGAGACCUGGCCUUUGAGGUCCCCGAGCGGGGCAGUCGGCCUGCUUCCCCUGCCACCAAGCUGCCCGCCUCACCCUCGGGCUCAGAGGAUCUCUCCAGUGUGUCCAGCAGCCCCACCUCCAGUCCCAAGACCAAAGUGACCACAGUGACCUCAGCCCAGAAGUCCAGUCAGAUUGGAAGCUCUCAGCUGCUAAAGAGACAUAUGCAGCGGACAGAAGCUGUGCUGACUCACAAACAAGCCCAAGCACAGUUCGCUGCUUUUCUGAAACAAAACAUGCUGGUGAGGAAAGCUCUUCCUCCUGGCACCUCCUGUCUCGUUGUUCCCAUUUCUUCAGAGCCAGCGGAAGAGGUGGAGAAGGAGGAGCUAAGGGUCCAGCUGAAGCGGCACCACCCCUCCAGCCCUCUUCACAGCAGCAAGGCCUCCAAGCGGCCCAAGAUCAAAGUGUCCCUCAUCUCACAAGGGGAUGUGGCCGGAGGGGCUCCAGAAGCUGCGGGAGGGAAGCCCAUCACCAUGACGCUUGGGCAGGCAUCCUCGGGGACCAGGGAGCUCACCGGGCUUCUCACCACAGCCAAGUCGAAUGCUUCUGAAGGAGGAGUCACGGCUAGCCCCACCCCUGCAGGGGUCUCCAGCAGCACCUCGCCCAGUGCCCUGCACACACUCCAGAGCCGCUUGGUGGCCACAUCUCCUGGCAGCUCCCUCCCAGGGGCCGCUUCAGCUAGCAGCCUCCUCCAAGGCCUCAGCUUCAGCCUGCAGGAUAUCAGCGGCAAGAGUUCCGGCCUCCCCACAACCCCCUCCUCAGGGCUGGCUGCACAGGCCACCAGUGUGAAGCUGCCCACCCCCAUGCAGAACCUGAGUGCCAUCAGCACGGGUGCCAGCACCCUUGUCCGUACCAUUCCAGUGGCCACCACUCUCUCCUCCUUGGGCACCACCCCUGGUGGGAAGCCCACGGCCAUCCACCAGCUGCUGACCAAUGGGGGCCUUGCUAAGUUGGCAAGCAGCCUCCCUAGCCUGGCUCAGAUCUCUAACCAAGCCUCAGGCCUGAAGGUCCCAACCACCAUAACUCUGACUCUUCGUGGCCAGCCGAGCAGGAUCACCACCUUGAGUCCCAUGGGUUCAGGGGCUGCGGGGCCCGAAGAGCCCAUGUCCCAGACGCUGGCCUCCAGCUCACAGCGCCUGCCUCCUGCACCCUGAAGAUGCCAUGAGGUGUGUCCUCCUUACCAGGUGGUGAUGGCUGCUUCACAGUGGCUGUGGGCACGUGUGCAUCCUGCUGAGCUGUUGGAGUGUCUGAAGACUUCUUUAUAGCAGUCGUUUUGCCUCUCUGCCAGCUGUCUUCAGGGUCAGGCCUCUGGGUCUCAAGCUACCAUGUGGCAGUGACAUGGCACCGGCAAGGGGGCAAGGAAAGCAGUACCCUCCAGCAUCUGCACUCUGGUUCCUGGAACACCCACCCUCCUCUUGGAUCCAGCAUCAUGUACCAGAAGGCACUUCUUCCUCGCGAUGAUGUGGUUGACCUGAGUGCUUUUGGACUGCUCAUGAUAUCUAAUAAAGGACCCUCCUUUCUGCAGUCUGUCCUCCCUGUUCCCACCUGGAGGAGAGGGUCACAUGGUCUGGGGCUGCAGAGGAUCGGGAUCAUCCUGGCCCACUGGCAGGUCAGAGAGCUGUUGUGGACAUCUCUGUUGCUUCAAGUAGCCAAGGACACUUUUUAAGAAACUGUACCAUGUACAGAGUAGCCUGCUAGGAGUGCCCAUAUGGAGGCAAAGAAAACUGACACAUCCUCUCUCUGCCCCUUGGCCACUCUAGGAUGUGGGAAGCAGUGGUCCCCACGAGGUGAGAGCUGGCCCCUUCCUCUUUUCAUCAUGCUUUGGGCAGUUCCUGUACCUGGAGAGUCUGCAGGUCCAGAGGGGCUGAAGAGGAGGCAUGAAGUGCCCUGUGGCACAGACAGUUUGAGCUUGGGGCUGUGCAUCUGGCCCCUGAGGACCUGGUGAUUAGCUAGAGAUGAAAAACAGAAUUUGCCAAGUCAGGGAAACCCCAACCUCUGACAGCCCUGUCUCCAGAGCAGGGUUAGGCGGGGCCAGCAGCUAAGGUAAUAUCUUGGCCCAGAAGCUUGGGCCAUCAAGACAACCUUGGUCCUGGAGAACCUGAGCCUCAGGACGAUGAAGACCGAGCUCCAGUGUUUCUGUUCACACUUCUCACUUCCUGCCUGGAGGUGGGGAGAUUUAUGGUGGCUGUUCUACUCUUGGUGCCAGCCUGAGCCUUUCGGGCCGUGGUCCUAGUGAAAGGCUCCCUGGGGAUGGAGUGCUGAGGCCCUCCUGACCUCCUCACAGGGCGUGUGUGCAAUGUGUUAUGGGAUUUGGAUCCACACCUGUGCUCCAGAUCGGGCUCCCUUCCCUUCCAUACUUAGAAUGUUUCCAGUCAGGGAAUGAGGCACCUUGACUGUGACUGUUCAGUCCAGGGUCCCGACCCCCAGUGUGGUGUUCAUCCAGACCAGGCCAGCUGUCAGUCCCACCAGAAGGAGCACACUGUGCUUGGUAGUCACAGACAAGGCAGUUUGGGGGGUGUAUGUGGUGGGAGUGGAGAGGGUUCCCUAAACCCCCGGCCCUCUCCCUCAUCUCCUGCUCUGAUUCACACAGAAUUAGGCUGUAUUUUUGCAUUAGCUGGUAGGUUAUUUCAGAAGGCAUCUAGGAAGAUAUGAAAUUUAAGGAAGAUAUGAAAUCUGAAAGGCAUCCAGGGCUGGGCAUUGACAGCUUUAUAGGUAGAAUCAAAACACAGCAAAAGAGCAGUAAGAUGAGGCUCUGUGAAGCCCAGAGGACAGACGGAGGGCCCUGAACACGCUCACAACUGAGCAGCACAGCCUGGACCACCCCAGUGCUGCUCUUGAAGGACACUGGCCUGGGUGUACUGGGACCAGAGAGCCUCACCAGUCAACCUGCCUUUGUGCUGUCUUCCAUGUGCUCUUUGGGUGACUGCUGACUUUAAAACUGGAGAGUGGGCUCAACACUGAUCUUCGCUGAAGCAGAGCCAGCCUGUGGCGGAAGAGGUUGAAGUCUAUAGUGUCACCUUCCCCAGGCCCCCUCCCAAGCCAUACUUCCCACAGUGUCUGCCUGUCUCACAGCAGGCUUGGAGGCCACGACCUCAGAAGGUCUUGGCGAAAAACGUAGAAGGAUCAAGAAGGCUUUAAAUUCUUGGACAACAGAGGCAUGUUGCUGCCCUGUAGAUACCUUUGGGCUUCAGAGGAGGUCACUGCAAGGCCAAAGACCUGCCCUCAAGUGGUUCACCACCAGAACAGUCUUGGCUGGAGCUGACCUGCUGUGUUCUUACUUAGCAGAAACAAUUAAAAACACCAAAACCAA